Cynocephalus volans (Philippine flying lemur) is the source of this 849-nucleotide messenger RNA. It is a transcript of the gene MYL2, whose product is annotated as myosin light chain 2. Gene Ontology annotation, molecular function: calcium ion binding. The record is from RefSeq and is a predicted model, not a curated record. Gene Ontology annotation, biological process: heart development; cardiac muscle contraction; muscle cell fate specification. Lineage: Eukaryota; Metazoa; Chordata; Mammalia; Dermoptera; Cynocephalidae. Gene Ontology annotation, cellular component: myofibril; cytoplasm. The transcript has 7 exons. Bases 104 to 604 code for a protein of 166 amino acids.
UUAUUUUUAAACACGGGGAGGAAGUAUUUAUUGUUCCUGGGCUGAGGAGAGCUGGGCAGUUUGUGGAAUUCUUCUUGGGAAGCAGUGCCGUCUGCCUUCCACCAUGGCACCUAAGAAAGCCAAGAAGAGAGCAGACGGCGCCAACUCCAAUGUGUUCUCCAUGUUUGAACAGACCCAGAUCCAGGAGUUUAAGGAGGCUUUCACCAUCAUGGACCAGAACAGGGAUGGUUUCAUCGACAAGAACGACUUGAGAGACACCUUUGCUGCUCUUGGGCGGGUGAAUGUGAAAAAUGAAGAAAUUGAUGAAAUGCUCAAGGAGGCUCCAGGUCCAAUAAACUUUACUGUGUUCCUGACAAUGUUUGGGGAGAAACUUAAGGGGGCAGACCCCGAGGAGACCAUUCUCAAUGCGUUCAAAGUGUUUGACCCUGAAGGCAAAGGGGUGCUGAAGGCUAAUUACGUUCGAGAGAUGCUGACCACACAGGCAGAGAGGUUUUCCAAGGAGGAGAUUGACCAGAUGUUCGCUGCCUUCCCCCCUGAUGUGACUGGAAACCUGGACUACAAGAAUCUGGUGCACAUCAUCACUCACGGAGAAGAGAAAGACUAAGAGAAGGGCUCAUUGCCCAACGCUGGGCUCAUCUUUGGAGCAGGGGUGUGGUUCCCUGCCUUCCCCUCUCUCUCUCCCCACUUAAUUCCUCCAUCCCUGCCCCUGGCCUGUUAACCAUGUGGCUGCCUCAUUUAUCCACCUCCAUUUUCUUUGCAGCCUAGGUGGCUUAGAGAUACCUGCGGCCACACAUCCUGCAGGUGGAAAUCUGUCUGGAGGCUUUGUUCAAAUAAACAGGAGGUCGUGUA